CUUUCCUCUGCAGCUCCAUUCAAAGCGCGCUGAAAUGAGAAUCUCGACGCUGAAAACCCCAAACUGAAAAUCCCCAGCGAGUCAGCUACAGAAUAACCUCCUCUCGGCAUACAAUGCGGAAUUUGGCGUCGUCGCUCACAUAAUAUGAAAGCUAUAAGUGUGCAGAACGCUAUGUAUUAGAGCCAUUACUGACCGGAAACUGGUGCCUGCACCGGAGCUGAUCAUCCUAAGGAUAGGAGAUCAAUUCAUUUGAAAACGGGGCUUGAAGAACAUGACCCAGGCUCCAGAAAGGCCGUAGAGAAGGGCCCCAUGGUUCUGCUGUGGAUUUCUUAAACCUUUUCUCCAUCCAAAUCCCCUUAUUUUUUCGAACCACCCAGUGUAGUGGCAUUGUUCCCUACAGGAUCAUGUCUGCAGCACAGACUCAGAAUGACAAUGAGCAGCAUUGGAGCUGCCUGGAAUCUCUGGGUCUGAGUCCCAGAGAGCUGGUUCUGGCUGAGGCUUUGCAGAUGGAGUACGAUGCGCUGUCUCGCCUUAAACAGGACAAAGAUCCUGCUAGAAGGGGAGAGUCUGAGAGUGCCAAGACCAUGCCAUCCAGGAAUACACAAUCUAGACAUAUUCCCAGCCCACCUGGGACAAACUUGCGCCAAGGGUUAUCAGGGUCCGAUCCGAUUCUCAACCUCAUCCAACCUGGAGUUUCCAGCCCAUCGAGAUCAAAUGUGGAUCCUCAUGGCUACAACAAGGAGCCCCUCUAUAUACUGGAAAAUCCUGGAAAGAAUGAUUAUGAGAGGUUGACUGAAGGGCUUUCAAAGGGGUUGCCACCUCCAGAUGAACCUCCUCCAGCAAUUCCACCAAGGAAUCCAAUACCUCAACCAGACUCGUUCCACCUCUGCAGGGGUUCAGCUCCCAGAGAUGUGAACCUGUUUAGCCCUGAGGUGGACCAACCCAAGCUUCCCUCUAGAGAAACCAUGAACUAUGACAACCUGAACGACUCCCUUAUGCGGCUCAGUGGUGGUAGGCAGUCACCUAGGCAUCAAAAAGUUAAUGGCGACCAAACUGGGAAGCCUGUGGCUCGCAGCAAGACACUACCCCCUCAGGUGCCACCUCGCACCUACUUGCCUGGGCAAAAGAGUGUCAGAAACAACCGUAGGGUGUCAGCUGAUCCGGUGUCACUUCGUUCCAGGCUCAAUGGUUUUGGCUAUGAGCUCUUCCAGGUUUCUGAGGAGCGUGACGAGGAGGUGGCUGCCUUCUGUCAUAUGCUCGAUGUGUUGCGCUCGGCUUACCCAUGCACAGACCGCUCUAAAAAUGCGGGGAUUGUGUGGAGCCGAUGUGUGGCGCAGGAGGAACUGCAGCAGGGACUCGGGGUCAGCAUAAAGGUCACCGUCAUUGGUGAACAUAUCCGUGAGCCACUCAUCUUCACCUGUGACGGUUCAUCCACCAUUGACCUGCUAAUAUACCAGACCUUGUGCUACGCCCAUGACGACUUGGAUCUUGUCGAUGUUGAUGACUACCUCAUAAAAGUGUGUGGCCAGGCCGAGUAUCUAAACAACUCUCAGACCUUGGCUGGACUUGAAUAUAUCCAGCAGUGCCUGAAGUUUGAUUGGGAUGUCCAGCUUUUCCUCACCAAGAGAAGCUCUGUUAACAUGGAGUUAGCCCGCACUGAAGAGGAUGACGAGACGCCAUCCUCCCUGAACCACAGCAUCUUGCUGCAGGAGAGGCCCAUCAAGCAGACUGUGACAAGGGAGGCACUAACUUUGCUCCUGGACACCUUUCAUAAUGAGGCAGAAUCCUUCGUAUUAUCAGAGGCUGACCUGCAGUUGCAUGUGGAGCGCUUGGUUCAGUCCGUCAAGGCUCUCUGCAGCUCACUUGCUGCCGUGGAAACACCGGACAUCACCUCAGCCCUGAAUCAGCUGCCUGCUUGUCCGUGCAGACUGCAGCCUAGAGUGCAGAAGGAUGCAAGUGUGCUGGCAAAGAGAGAAAACCGAGAGAAAAUAGUUGAAAGGUUGACGGCUGCCAUCUUGGAUCUGGUGGAGCUCUAUUGCAGCACGUUCAAUGCCAACUUCCACACGGCUCCACACAGCAGCCGGCCCACAGCGCCAAUCCAGGAGGCGGGCAUGGUUACCAACGUAUUGUCCUUCAACAUUUAUGCCGCCCACCGCGUCCCUAUCACCUGGGCCGCCAGUUAUGAAGGGUUCUUUCUGUCGUGUUCUCUCACCCAUGGGGGAGACGAACUAUGUGCCCCCCAACACACAAGCAAACAGUCAGUCAGCAAAUAUCUCUUCCAUCUGGUGGUUUGGGACCAAAGGAUUUGCUUCCCAGUGCAGAUCAACCAGCUGCCACGGGAGUCUCAGCUGACAGUGACUCUGUACGCGACUCCACUACCACCCCCUGGAGGAGCAGAGGACAAGAGCAAGCAGAAAGCCCGCAACAUGGAGGCCCUGGGCUGGGUCACAAUGCCGCUAUUUAAUUUCCGACACAUUUUGACAUGUGGCAGGAAGCUGUUGGGUCUUUGGCCGUCAACCCCAGGAAGCAGAAACACCCGGUCCAGCACUCCCAACUUCAGCCAGCCGGAUAGUGUCAUCCUGCAGGUGGACUUCCCAACAUCCUCGUUUGAGGUGAGUUUUAGCACCCCUCCACCUGCCGAGUUCAGUCCUCAGUACGAGUUCUCCCGACUGGAGCAGAGCAGCCAGAGACAGCUCCAGGAAAUUCUCAACAAGAAGUCUCUCUUCUGGUUGACUCCGGAGCACAGGCGUCUGCUGUGGGAAAAGCGUUACUUCUGCCACGCUGAGAGUAGCCACUUGCCACUGAUCCUCGCCAGUGCCCCCAGCUGGGAGUGGGCAUGUCUGCCUGACAUCUACGUCCUCCUGCGCCAGUGGGCAUGUACCAACCACCUGGAUGCAUUGGGACUGCUGCACGCCACGUUUCCAGAUCAGGAGUGCAGACGCACAGCUGUCCAGUGGAUGGAGUCCAUCUCUGACCCUGAGCUCCUGGACUUUCUCCCACAGCUGGUGCAGGCGCUGAAGUAUGAGUGUUACCUGGACAGUCCCCUGGUGCGCUUCCUGUUGCGCAGAGCCAUCGGAGACGUCCGUGUCGCUCACUGCCUUUUCUGGUUGCUAAAGGAUACUCUGCAGGACUCGCAGUUCAGCGUACGCUAUCAGCACCUGCUAGCCGCGUUGCUCUGCUGCUCAGGCCGAGGCCUCCGUGAAGAGUUUGACCGCCAGUGCUGGCUCAUCAGCAUCCUGGCGAAAGUCGCACAGCGUGUCCGAGAUGCCUCGCCGUCAUCGAGACAGGCGCUCCUGAGAGAGGGACUGGACGAGGUCAAGAAGUUCUUCUCCAUAAACAGCAGCUGCCGCCUUCCCCUUAACCCUGGCCUGCUAGUUAAGGGCAUUAACAUACAGUCUUGCUCCUAUUUCAACUCCAACGCUGUGCCACUCAAGCUCUCGUUCCAGAACUUGGACCCUCUGGGAGACCAUAUCAACGUCAUCUUUAAGUCAGGAGAUGACCUGCGGCAGGACAUGCUCACCCUGCAGAUCAUCCGCAUCAUGAACAAAAUCUGGAUCCAGGAGGGCUUGGACAUGAGGAUGGUCAUCUUCCGUUGCUUCUCCACCGGUCGGAGCCGAGGCAUGGUGGAGAUGAUCCCGAAUGCUGAGACCUUGAGAAAGAUCCAAGUAGAGCAUGGGGUCACUGGGUCCUUCAAGGACCGCCCACUGGCUGACUGGCUGCAGAAACACAACCCCACUGAGGACGAGUAUGAGAAAGCAGUAGAGAACUUCAUCUACUCCUGUGCUGGCUGCUGCGUGGCCACCUACAUCCUGGGCAUCUGCGACCGCCACAACGACAACAUCAUGCUGAAGAGCAGUGGCCACAUGUUCCACAUUGACUUCGGCAAAUUCCUGGGCCACGCGCAGAUGUUUGGGAACAUCAAAAGGGACCGGGCUCCUUUCGUUUUUACGUCUGACAUGGCAUACGUGAUUAACGGGGGUGACAAGCCUUCGAGUCGCUUUCAUGACUUUGUGGAUUUGUGUUGUGAGGCAUACAACCUCAUCAGGAAACACGCACAUCUGUUCCUCAACCUGCUGGGCCUGAUGUUGUCCUGUGGCAUUCCUGAGCUGUCAGAUCUAGAGGAUUUAAAGUAUGUUUAUGAUGCCCUGAGGCCACAUGAGUCUGAGACGGAUGCCACCAUGUACUUCACCAGGUUGAUAGAGUCCAGUCUGGGCAGUGUGGCCACCAAACUCAACUUCUUCAUCCACAACCUUGCCCAGAUGAAGUUCGCCUCAUCCGAGGAGCGACCCGUUUUGUCCUUUGCACCGCGAGUCUACACACUGAAAAGCGAUGGCCUCAUUCGCAGCCUAUUUGUGUGCCGCCACAUUAAAACCUACAGCCCCAACAAGGGUUAUACAUAUGUGAUAAAAGUGGAGCGUGAAGGCCAGCAGGGUGCAACGUUGGUUCAGAGGAGUUUUGAGGAGUUCCAUGAGCUACAUAGCAAACUACGCCUCAUCUUCCCUUCUUCGAAACUACCCAGCUUUCCCAGCCGUUUUGUGAUUGGCCGCUCUCGUGGAGAAGCCAUGGCUGAUCGAAGGAAAGACGAGCUGAACGCAUACGUGUGGCAUCUGAUCCACUCAGCCAACGAGGUUGCUCAGUGUGACCUGGUCUACACUUUCUUCCACCCGUUACCAAGAGAUGAGCGGCCAGUAGGAACUGCUGUAAACGCACUGGGCAACAAACCAACAGAAGGUUCUUGGACUCCUGUGCCUGGUAAAGUGGCUGGUGAAGUGAAAUUGUCGAUUUCCUACAAGAGCAACAAGCUUUUCAUUAUGGUGAUGCACAUACGAGGCCUGCAACCCUUGCAGGACGGCACUGAUCCUGAUCCAUAUGUCAAACUCUACCUGCUCCCUGAUCCCCAGAAAACAAGCAAGAGGAAGACGAAGGCAGCUCGCCGCACGUGCAACCCCACGUAUAAUGAAAUGCUGGUGUAUGAUGGGAUACCACUUGGGGACCUGAGCCAAAGGUCAAUCCAUCUUCGAGUGCUAGGCGACGGGGCGUUCUGGGAAAACACACUGUUGGGCGAGGCCAUCAUUCCCUUAAAGAAUCUAACACCUGGACAGCAUUGGGUGGACUGGCACCAGCUGAGCACAGGCAGCUCUGAUGCCAGCCGCUAACACAAACACACAGUUGCAAAGACAGACAUUAGGUGAUUGCUACAUUCUGAUCGACAGGUGUAAUUUGGUGCAUCCCUGUAAAGGGAUCUGACUUGGAAGAGGAAGCCUGCUGAGGAGCAUGUAGACGUGUCUGUCUUUGCGCUGUGGUCUGUGAGUCGCUGCGUAGAAGGAUGUAUUUUCCCCACAGUGGGGGUGUUUGUUGCUGAUUCUCCUGCCCUGGAGACUUGUAGACUCUGUGAUGGAGAGCCAUCACUACAUGUGCUAGUCGUGUUGGGUCUUUUUGCCCUCUCCGUGGACAACGAGAAUAGGACAUGGCUGAAAUAGCUGUGGUUGAGAUAAGAAACACUGACUCUCUGCGAUAACGAAUGCGUUCCUAAAGGAUCUGAAAGCUUUGUCCAUUGUACAGCCUCACAGUUUCCUGUCGAGAGAGGAAGUGAAAUGUUAACUUAUUUCUUUUUAAGAUGUUCUUUUAUUUUGGCUCGAUUUGGAGCUCGCUUUCGUUGUGACUUUUAUGUCUCUGUGAUUUAGAUUAUUACAGGUUUUACCUAAUAAGGAUAAAAGGGAGUUAUGGAGUUUUAUAAAACGAUUAAAUUCACAUUGGUGGUGGCAGGGAUCUAUCAUGUCUUGAAAAACAAAAACACUUGAGAUUCUGUGGCAUUGCAAACUUGUGUGUAGUCAUGCAAGCUCUAACUCAGUCCUACAACUUCUGUAGUAGUGUGAAUGACAAAAAUGGCUCUGGAACAGACUUGGGUUUAUUGUUCACGGUUUUAUUUUCUUCUGUAAACAAUUGCCAAACUUUGAGUAGAUCCAGGAUGCAGUGAUUUUCAAAAAAAACUAACCCUGAGCUUUGACUUAAAAAUCUGCACUCGUGUAGGUCGGAGCCCAAAUUUAAGAUAUGUUACUUUACAUUGUACCAUGCCUUCUCUUUCUCCUUCUCAUAUACUGUAUAAGCAAGAAAUUAAUUAAAAUGGCUCCUUUUUGUCACCAAUACUGUUAAGGAACCUACGCGGGAUUUGAUAAAUGCUAUAGCUGGGCGAUAUGGACAGAAAUCCAGGUUAUUAUUUGACAAAAGAACUGUAAAAGCAGUCUGAUUAUAUUCUCUGUUUGUGCAAUGAAUUUCCACCAAUGUACAGUCAUGAAUACAUGCGAUAUAAAACAUUCUGGGUUUCCA
Messenger RNA from Neoarius graeffei (lesser salmon catfish), 6327 nucleotides. RefSeq names its product phosphatidylinositol-4-phosphate 3-kinase, catalytic subunit type 2 beta (gene pik3c2b). The coding region runs from base 405 to 5156 and encodes 1583 amino acids. Gene Ontology annotation, biological process: phosphatidylinositol-mediated signaling; cell migration; phosphatidylinositol-3-phosphate biosynthetic process. The transcript has 33 exons. Lineage: Eukaryota; Metazoa; Chordata; Actinopteri; Siluriformes; Ariidae. Gene Ontology annotation, cellular component: cytoplasm; plasma membrane; phosphatidylinositol 3-kinase complex. Gene Ontology annotation, molecular function: 1-phosphatidylinositol-3-kinase activity; phosphatidylinositol binding; 1-phosphatidylinositol-4-phosphate 3-kinase activity. The record is from RefSeq and is a predicted model, not a curated record.